GGUGCAUCCUGGGAAAUAAACUAACAUGGGUACGUGAAACCAUGCAGGGCUUGCACGUCUCUCCCCAUGACGAGAGAUGAAGAAAAUUUAAGAAAAUCACUCCCAAGGCGAAACGGCACAUAUUCAUCCGGCACAUCGCCACAGCUUCGCGGUUCUUGCGGACUGUGAAGUGCUCCGACGGGGCUGCCUCGCCUUUCCAGGUCGGUCUGUCGGGUUAGUGGGUCGGACCCUGGCUGCUACGAUGUAUGUCCGCUGCUCCACGAAGCUCCGUCGGGGAAGUGAAUCUUUCACCGGAUGAUGGACAGGAACUACCCGACCUCCAGCUUCGCGGACGCGCUGGCUGCUCCAGCACAGACCGUAGCUUCUUGGGCCUAUGACCGCAGCACGGCUAGUGUCAAGCCCAGUUCCAGUUAUGGUGCAGCACACCUUGAGGCAGAGCUCCUCCAGCGGCAGAGCUAUACUUCAACCCACCAGCUUCCCACCUACACUACAUCACACCUUCCUGCUGCAGCAGGAACACUUGACUCGAGCAGUAAUACUUCUGAGACCUCAAUCAUGAGCUUCCUGUCAGCUAUGGAGUCUAGAAGCCUUCAGGCUGGUCCUGUUAGUGCCUCACUACUUCCUCCUUUCAGACCUCCAUCAUGGCCUGCUGGUACAAACUCAUCAACCACAGAACUAUAUUUGACUGGGGCCCUGCCUUCUACUGCUACCUUCCCCUCUCCUGCUGCUCUGUCAUCCUAUCAGCACACUGGUGCCUACCCUCCCAGGAGUUAUGCCACAAACCCUUCCUUGGCUCUCCCGGAUCCUGCCUUCAGCCCUUCCACCAAUGGCCUGUUUUCUCACCAUGACCCCCUCCUUCAUCUCAAAUCAAGCCAGACUGUGCUUCCCACUGCACUGGCUUUCAAUCAUCUCUCUGCAUCCGCUCUGGGCUCGACUCUGCCAGUCCAGUCCUCCACUUACCGCUCGGCCCAGGAGUCAGCCCCCCACCUCUUACAACCCCAGUUCAGUCUGCUACCUUCUGGCCUGCCAGCUCCUCAUGGCACUUCACAACCAUACGGGGCCACGGUUUUCUCAGGCUCCAUUGAACGAGCUCUUCAGCGUGAAUGUAGUGUGAUUAAACACCACCAGAGGCCUUCUAGUAGCCACGCAGCACCCGAGCAAUUGUCCAAUUCAGAGCACUCCUUACAGGGAUACUUUGGCUCUGGCAAUGAAGCGGAUGUGUCCUAUGAGCAGGACCCGUCCCGACAGACCCAAGUGUCCUGCAGCCCUUCCACAGGCCAAGAUUCCUCUCAAGGGGUCAGUCGUGCUCCACAACCCAAAACAGACUCAGUUACACAAGUAUAUUCAUCCACUUCUUUGCCAAAGGCUAAAGACUGUUCUUCAAAACUGGUUCAACACUCUGCUGGUGCUGAAGAGAGUCACAGACACUCUCAGAACCUUUCAGCAGGGUCUCCAGAUAAUUAUUCCCCAGGUCAAAAACAGAACUCAGUGAUUGCUAAUCAGCAGUCAAUCCAGCUCUCCAGCCUUAUGUCCAGUAGUCUGGCUCAAACCUACAUCACCCCCCACACCCAGUCGCAAAACUCCAAUUCCACCUCGGGCAAACUCUCCCCACUUUACAAGACUCUGCCUUCUCUCUCUAGCCAGUCUAACAAUGUUGCAUCUGUAAGUCAGGCUCUUAUUUACUCUUCCAGUCCUGGGCUGAGCCAGGAGCAGGAGAUCCAGUAUGGAGCCCAGGUCCAGGGCUUGUGUCAGGGGAAUCUCUCUGAGAGUUACCCCACAGCCAACUCUCAGGGUGCCCCAAGUGUGACUUUUACAUCUCACUCUCAGGUGCAAGCUUCGGUAACUCAAACUCAGAGCUACGCAACAGGACAAUCCCUUAACCAAUCCUUAAACUCACCUUAUCAAUCCACAUGUGUACGGAGUCUGCCCACACCAAAUUCUACGCAGGACUACACCCUCAUGCAGUCGUCAUUGGGAAGUAAAACACACGACACUCUGUCCCAGCAGCAGACAAUGUCAUUGCCGACAUACUCUUCAACUGCUCAAGCCUUACAAAUCAAUGCUAGGUCAUCAAUCCAGGACAUCAAGCUAACAUACAGUAAACAGAAACUUGAAGAGCUUCCUAUCCAGGAUCUAGAUGCUCUCCAACAAGCAUCUAUGGAAGCCUCUGCUGCGGCAAGCAAUAUGUCUGCUCAUAACAAUGUCAUCUAUGUUGUUUCAAAAAUGGAUGAUCAUCAGAAAACCCAAAGUGUCAUCCGAAGCAAUUCACGCUCUGAUGAUCAGCUCAUGGGACUGGGUCAUACAAACACAGCACAGCUAAAGGAUGAAAGGAUUGAUUCUUUGAGCCAACAGCACAUUCAUCUAAGCAGUACAAAUGGUCAUGAUACAAGAACCCUGAAAAGCACCAACUCCAGUAUUAUAGCGUCACAUGUACCUCUUAGCUCAGAACAGCUCAAGCAGCAGUUGCUCCAACUUAAAUCUCCUGAGCCACAUCAACCAAACCAUCAGAAUCAUAGUCAGUCCCAAACCACUGCACCCCACACCCAAUUUAUUACUGUCCCCAGCACUCAGGUUCUCCUUGACCAUAACCAGAUGAUUCUGCUCCAGCAGUCCCUCGCACAUCAUACCCAGAACACUUCGAAGGUGGUAUCAGUGCAAGGUAUUCCACCAGGACACGAUUUGGGUCCUGUACAUGUUCAGUACCUUCAGAUGGAUCGAGAACUUCUUGGUCCCAGUGUCACUGAAACUCAGAGUCAGCAGGGCACAGUAGUGUCCGAACAGAGCUCAGGAUGCCCUGAAACCUCCAAACAACACUACAGCCAGUCCACAAACCAGCAACCCAGUGAUGCCAAGAACCACUUUGCUCUCAACUCUAUUUGCUUCCCCGACUCCAUGCUACUUGGAGAUGACAGAAAUAUUUUGUCAAAUGUUGAUGACAUCCUAGCUGCCACCGUGGCAGCCUGUGGUGUCACACCACAAGACUUUGUCAAAGCUACGUCCUCUGCUGAGGCUGAAAUGGCAGUGAUGUCAAGUCCAGUUGAUUCUAAAGGCCACUUCCAGACGGUGGAUAUGAGGCACAUGUCGCCAAGUUUUACACACUCUCACGCCAUGGCCAUGACACUAAAUGGAGCUCAGAUGGCCACAGACUGUCAGGGUCAGUCUGUCCACCACAACAACAGCUCUGACCUCGAUUCAAAUGGAGAUGGAGGGAGCUCUGAGAACGACUAUCACUUAGCCGGGCAGGUGUAUGACCCGUCAGGUCUCCAGAGCAGAGUCAAAGGGAAUGUGAAAUGUAUUAAAACAGAGGAUGGCCUCAUGGACAGCCAAGGAGUUGAAGACUUUCCCAAAAAGAAGGCCCGCUCGAAGACCUUGAUGAAACCAGGGGGUCCUGAGGAGGAUAAUGGACAGGCAAGAGCGUCAAAGCGUGGUGGGCAGGCGAAGCGACAGAACUCCAGGGGUAGUGACGUCAGCUCGCCAUCUUCUUUACAGAAUGUAUACGAUGGUUGUCUGCAGCAGGAAAGAAUCAGGCAGAAGAUCCGCGAAGUGGAAGAGAAACAGCCAGAGGUCAAAACCGGUUUCAUAGGCUCGUUCCUCGACUUCAUCAAAUCUGGUCCCAAACAGCAAUACUCUCCGAGUCCUACACGAACGAUAAGUCGCCAGAAAAAGCCGUGCACCUCAUCCAAACCACCGCCGUGUGCUUUGCCAUCUUUGCCUCCCAAACUGCAGACUCUACCCAGUCCAUUGAUUCCCCAGGAGAGUCAAGGAGUGAGCUCUCAGCAGAAACGUCUGGAUGACGAUUUGCAAAAGAACUUGGAGACUCUGCCGUCUUUCAGUUCAGAUGAAGAGGAGAACACUGGGAAGAACCAGGCCCUGAGGAACAGCAUCACCUCAGCACUUUCAGCCCUGGAUGAGUCUACAGAUCGGAAAACCAGAACAGAUAACCAAAUCCCUGGUUCAGUGAUGAAGCCACAACAGGUUCCCACCAUGCCACUCCUCGUCCCUGAGGCCCGAAUGUCACAGGUCGUCACUCCUACUCAGACAACAAUCGCCGUGUCAAGAGGGACUACCUUUGUGGCCAAUAAGGAGUCCAAAGAGACCCCUCCAGGCCAGUUGGCUGUGAGGCUUACGAGUGUGGCCAUCGAGGGACUGACUGACGAGGAGCUGUCUGACAGUGGAGGAGAGGGAAUGUACAGAGAGAGGGACGAGUUCGUCGUCAGGAAUGAGGACAUCGAAAGCCUAAAGGUGACAAUGAGAGCAGGCAGCGAGCCUCCAGCCAUCUGGAAAGUCCAGAAGGCUCUGCUGCAGAAGUUUGUGCCUGAGUUGAGAGAUGGAAAGAGAGUCUUCUCAGCUACGAACAGUUAUCUUGGAUACUUUGGUGACGCCAAGACAAUGUACCAGAGAGUCUACGUGAAGUUCUUGGACACGGUUAACAAAAGAGAGUAUGUACGAGUUUGCAGUCGGAAGCCGCGCUGCAAGCCAAUGAACUCCCUAAGGGGUGUUCAGGUGAAAACUUUGCUGGGCCUGACAGCCGCCCCGUCCUCAGUCUCCUCGAGCCAAAAGCCUCGACCCAAACAGCUCAAGACCCGGGCAGAACCUCCGCCUAAGAAGAGGAGGAAAUGGAAGGAGGAGUUUUCGCCCACUGCCUCUGGAUCAUCUGCAGAAGAAGGUGGUGAAGAUGAUGAGUUAAACCCCCCUGUUCCGUUCGCUUCACGGCUCCUCAACACACGAACCACGAAGGAGACAUUCAAGAGCUUUGUGGAAGUGCUCAUCGGCAUUGCCUUAGACGAAGAUGUGAUCACAGCACUUGAGAGGGCAAAUGAUGAAUUGCUGCUGCCACAUAUGAAAAGAGUUGAUGGGAUGAUCACAGACAACAGGAAGCGCCUGCUUCACAAACUGCACAUAGGGCAGGUCCUAAAGACGGCUCUUGACAGCUUCCCAGAGAUCUCAGUGGUGACUGAACUUAAAAAGGAUGGGGAAACCCCAGCCUUUAAGGUGCGUCUCAGCGGGAAGGCCUACAACAAGAAAACCAUGAAACCUUACAAGAUGCCCAACAAAGUGCCUCAGGAGUAUACAGUGGACCAGCAGAAAACUCAGUGGUUCUCUCUGUACCACUCUUUGCAGCACUACAAGUACCACACGUACCUCAUGUGUAAGGACGAGAUUGCAUCUCUGCGCUUGCAGGUCGGGGACCUGGGGCAGGAGGAGACGGUACAGAAGUGUCUGCAGAACGGAGCGUGGGUGGAGGGGCUGUUCGAUCGCUUUGGAGAGCUAAUAAGUCAGGUGCAGCAGGCCUGCCGAUGACUGAAAACAAGUUCAGACAAGAAGAUUCCUCCAGCAGAAAAAGGGUUGAGUGAGUCUCUCCUUGGAGCCGCAGAGAGAUUUGAACCAGGGACCUGUCAGACAACUUGCCUGAAAGACUUUGGAUGGCUUGUAGUCUGAAGGGGCAGCAGGUGAACAGCAGGAACGUUUAUGACCUGCAUCGCUGCAUCCCAGCAGAAAGCAGACGCUUGACGAACAGAGGACACGGACAUGUUUUUGUAAUCAUUUUGGGAGACUUCCACUUUCAUGCCUCUCCUCGUCUUUGUAGGUUUUUGUAGUUACAAGCCCACUUUUUAUGGGCCUUUUCAUAGAUUUCUAAUGUUUUUUUUUUAUGUUUUUGGUUGUUUUUAGUUCACAGCCAGAUCAUAACCCGUGAGUAAGCACUAGAUAGAAAGCAGUCGGUGUAGAGAGUAGAGCACAGUAAAUAUAAUACAGGAUUCUGAUUGCCUACAGUUAUAACAAGCUUUCUUCAAUCAUUUGAGAAGUAUGCUCACAUACAGCCAGGUUGAUUUAUUGUAAAAAAAAAAUAAAAAAAUAAAAAAAAUACAACGAUAUAUUAUAUAUAACCGUAGAUAUACUGUUUGUAAAAGAUCCAUUUUUGUAAUGGAGCACAGACUUAUAUAUAAUGUAAAUUUUGUAUAAAAGAACCGGGAGAUGGGAACUACAACAAGUCUUUUAGUAACUAUUUACUUUAUGUAUACAGUUGUUUGAACCUUUGUGCUUCAGACAGCACUUUGCUUUCAAGAGAAAAGUCCGACCUGUUCCAGGACUGAGUUUUAUGAACUUUGUUAAUCAAAUAUUCUGACCUUGACUUUACCGAGGGUAAAAUAAAAAUACAUAUAAGUUGUCUUUAUACUGCUUUACAGAUGUAGCCCACAUUUUAUGACGAAUAGAUCUAUAUUUUCACAGAAGUAAAUAAAUAUUAUGUUAUUUGAUCAUCACAAUUUCGGAGACACUUUCCCAUUGUUGUUUUCUUUAAUUGGAUUCUUCAUAAGAUGCUUACCAACUUUUAUGUUAUCAAAAAAUGGCCUUUUUCUUUACAGAUGCAGUUUGAAAAUAAAGAGCCGCAUGUAUUA
Labrus mixtus (cuckoo wrasse) is the source of this 6395-nucleotide messenger RNA. It is a transcript of the gene qser1, whose product is annotated as glutamine and serine rich 1. Lineage: Eukaryota; Metazoa; Chordata; Actinopteri; Labriformes; Labridae. The record is from RefSeq and is a predicted model, not a curated record. The transcript has 13 exons. The coding region runs from base 295 to 5301 and encodes 1668 amino acids.